Lotus japonicus is the source of this 1298-nucleotide messenger RNA. RefSeq lists its product as uncharacterized. The record is from RefSeq and is a predicted model, not a curated record. Gene Ontology annotation, cellular component: lytic vacuole; endosome. Lineage: Eukaryota; Viridiplantae; Streptophyta; Magnoliopsida; Fabales; Fabaceae. Gene Ontology annotation, molecular function: SNARE binding. Gene Ontology annotation, biological process: SNARE complex assembly. The transcript is spliced from 9 exons. Bases 59 to 871 code for a protein of 270 amino acids.
CAUGCAAUAUUAUAUCAUCUUAUGAUAACUUAGGCAAAGCUGAAAGGAAGAAAGGCAAAUGCAAAUGGGGCAUCUCUAUGCCUUGGACUUUGAUGGAGUUAUAUGUGACAGCUGUGGUGAAACAGCUAUCUCUGCUCUCAAGGCUGCCAAGUUGAGAUGGCCUUCCUUGUUUGGUAGUGUGGAUUCAGCCACAGAAGAUUGGAUUGUGGAACAGAUGAUUACAGUGCGGCCUGUGGUGGAAACUGGAUAUGAAACUCUCUUACUUGUGAGGUUGUUGCUUGAGACCAGAGUUCCUUCCAUCAGGAAGUCUUCGGUGGCAGAUGGUCUCACAGUUGAGGACAUAUUGGAGAACUGGCUCAAAUUGAAGCCAGUUAUCAUGGAAGAAUGGAAUGAAAACAGGGAAGAUCUGAUAGAACUUUUUGGAAAGGUCAGAGAUGAUUGGUUGGAGAAGGAUUUCAAUGGUUGGAUUGGGGCCAACAGAUUGUAUCCUGGAACAGCUGAUGCAUUAAGAUUUGCAAGCUCAAGAGUCUACAUUGUCACCACAAAACAGGGCCGUUUUGCUGAUGCUUUACUAAGAGAGCUUGCUGGAGUGACACUACCCCCAGAAAGAAUCUAUGGACUAGGAACUGGUCCUAAGGUGGAAGUGCUAAAGAAGCUUCAAAAAAUGCCAGAACACCAAGGGCUGACAUUACACUUUGUGGAAGACAGACUUGCAACCCUUAAAAAUGUCAUCAAAGAGCCAGAGUUAGAUGGAUGGAACUUGUAUCUAGUGGAUUGGGGGUUCAACACUCAGAAAGAGAGGGAAGAAGCAGCAGCCAACCCCAGGAUUCAGGUUCUUGGGCUCUCUGACUUCAGUAACAAGCUGAAAUAGAAGUCUUACUCCAUUGGAUUGUCAAUCAUUGAAUUAGAUAUUUUCUCCCAUCUGAUUCAUUUAUAAGCAAAGACAAAUUGCUUGUGACUUUCUACUGCCCUUUCUAUUAUAAUUGCAGCAAUUAUGAGAUUUAGAAAUAUGUGCGUCUCAUAUUCAAAAAACAUAUUUUACAUGGCGUAGUCACUCCAGUCAAGGAAUUUCGGUUAUUGAAUGAAAAUUGACGGCAUAUAUUCAAAGAACAUGUUUUAAUUUGUUAACUCGAAAGCUAUCGUCAAAUCUUCAUUUUACAGCUGAGAUCUCUUGACUACGGUGACUGCACAAAAAAUUGAUGACCGGAAGCAAGGAUGUUAAAAAUUCUUAGCAUUGUCUAGCACAAACACAUUCUUUCAAGUUACCAUAGUUAAUGGUAUGGUAGUUUUGCUAGCAA